Messenger RNA from Nasonia vitripennis (jewel wasp), 5996 nucleotides. RefSeq names its product protein unc-93 homolog A. The record is from RefSeq and is a predicted model, not a curated record. Bases 504 to 2393 code for a protein of 629 amino acids. Gene Ontology annotation, cellular component: plasma membrane; striated muscle dense body. NCBI's taxonomy places the organism in Eukaryota, Metazoa, Arthropoda, Insecta, Hymenoptera, Pteromalidae. Gene Ontology annotation, biological process: regulation of potassium ion transport; regulation of muscle contraction. The transcript is spliced from 9 exons. Gene Ontology annotation, molecular function: potassium channel regulator activity.
CUGCUGCUGCUGCUCAGUAGUAGCGGCCUCCUUUCUCUGCGGAGCUGGUCGCCCGCGAAUCGCAGCAAGCGGAGCCGCAGUCGUCCCCGAGCGAGCCACCCUGUACACGUAACCGCGAAGGGACUGCGACGAGAGGAGUGGACGCGAGAGAACUACGCAGCCGUAUGGCAGCCGCAGGAUACGCCCGCGGCCCGGACGUCGCGCUGCGAGCUUAGUGCCGAGAACCGCGGCUCUGCUGCCGUACACCGAGAGAUCUGAGGCAGUCUGCCACCUGGACCAUGUCGCACGAGGCGGAACAGGCCAGCAGCUACGGGCAUCAUCGGAGAGUCGAUCGCCGACCGCGUAAAUUCGUUAUGCGAUGAGGGAGAGCUGGCCGACCGGCUCGCUCCUGCUACUCGGGCUCUCGUGAGAAUUGACAAGACAAGCGGAAGAGGAAGAAAGUUUGAUCCUUCUUUUUCUAACCCGAAGACGCGGUGUGGUAGAGCGGAAAAUGUCGAGAUUCGAUGGAAAUAAUUCUAAAAACGGAGGGAAAAAACGAUCGGAUUUUUCGACGCGUGCGAUCUCUUUGUGCGCAGAAUGAAGACGAGGAGGACGAGAGGAAGCUCGCCAGCGAGGAUCCGGAGCGUAAAAAAGAAGGAGAAACGGCAUCAGCGGCAGCAGUAGCAGCGAUGGGCUCCCUGCCCAACCUGCACGAGCUCUCGCGGGAAAAGCUCUCGAGCCCGGUGCACAGGCCGGCACCGCUCGGCGGCUUUGGUCCCGUGAGACUGCCGCCACAGCCGCCGCCCCUCGCCCACACGCACAAGCGCGCGCGCAGCAGUGGACACCAUCACCACGCCGCCCAGCUCUGGGACAACGACGCCAUGCUCGAGCACAUGGCGACGUAUUCGCCGAUCUCGUGCCGUUCGGCGCGCACCUCGGCGCUCUCGUGGCGUCGGCGUGAGUCGAUGAGCUCAUCGGCAGGCGCCUCGUCGGUGCGCCGGUUGAUCGCAGCGGUGCGCACGGCGCCGUCGGGCCCGAGGCCCCCGAAGAAGGCCGUGUUGCGCCACUGCGCCGCCGUGCUCCUCGGCCACGCGAGCUGGUCCGCCGCGACGCUGCCCAUGUUCCCGCUGCAGGCUGGACUCGGGGCCUUCGACCCUCAGCUCGGGCCCAUGCUGCUGGGACUGCUGUUCGCCGUCGCCACGCUGACCAGCUGCUUCGCGCCCAUCGUCACCCAGAAGAUCGGCACGAACCUGGUCAUCUGCAUUGGGCACCUCAUCACCAUCAUCUUCGUUGGGGUUCACCUCUAUCCCAAGUGGUACGUUCUGCUGCCCAGCUACGCGCUGUUGGGCGCCUGGACGAGCCCGAGCUUCCUGGCGCGCACCUCGCACGUCAACAUCUCGGCGACGAGCCUGGGCCUCGUGUGCGCCGACCCCGAGGACCCGGACGAAACGAGGCGCGACUGCAUUCUCAGGCGGCUCAACCGCGGCAUCAAGCUCGCCGAGGACAUGGGUCUGGCCUUUGGCUGCCUGGUGGCCUCGGUGCUGAUAAAGAUAACGGACACGUCGUUGCUGCAGCCGCUGACGAUGAGCGAGGGCGAGAUCGAGGAGACGUGCGGCGCCGAGUACUGCCCGGAGGAGGCUUACUUCUACAACGAGACGCUGCUGCACUCGACGAUGGCGGCCAACACGUCGCGCAUGAUAGUGAGCGUCUGGCUGGGCCUGGCGGUUCUGGCCUUCGGCAUCUCUUGCGGCUUCCUCGACGCCCGCAUGAAGGAGCCGCAAGGCCUGCAGGACCGGCUCAGCACCGAGGCCAUCCUCAAGUCGGUCAAGCACGCCUUCCAGGACCCCAAGAUGCAGCUCGCUGCGCCGCUCACGCUCUUCAUCGGACUCGAGCAGGGCUUCAUCUUUGCCGACUUUACCGAAGCCUACGUCGUCUGCGCUCUGGGCGGUGCCGGCACGGUCACUCUCAGCUUUCUGAGUCUCGGCUUGCUGCAAGCUCUCGCCGGCGCCACGCUCUCCAUGCUGAUGAGGCACAUCAGACGAUACUUCGUAAUCGCCGUGGGAUUCGCCUUCCAGGCCUGCCUGCUCUUGGCUCUGGUGGCCUGGAGACCGGCCGGGGACGAUCCCGCGCUCUUCCACGUCAUAUCCGCGGCCUGGGGCGUCUGCAACGCCAUCUGGGAGACCCUCAUUUACACGCUGCUGCUGGGCCUGCACCCGGGCACGUGGCAGGGGCCGCUGGCGACCUCCCUCUUCUGGCGCUGGCUGGGCCUCUCGCUGGCCCUGGGCCUGCACGGGCUGGUCUGCACGCGGCUGCGCGUCCUCGGACUCGCGGGCAUGCUGCUGCUGUCCGUGGUGCCGUACGCCUGGCUCGAGUUGAGGCUGGCCAAGCGCGGCAAGAGCCUGGCUCCUUUAUGACCGCGUCAAUCGAGCGGCCAGCAGCAUCAGCAGCAUCAGCAGCAUCAGCAGCAUCAGCAGCGGAGGAAGACCUCGCACGCCGACUGAGUCAGGCUCGUUCCAUCCGGCCCCGGCGCUCGAUCCAACAGCCUGAACGGCGCCCAGCGAUCCAACAGCGUCACCGUCUUCGUCUGUCACAGCCACCGGGUGAGCUUGCAGCAGCAGUACCGACAGCACAGCUUGCAGGAAGCUCCCGUCGCCACCACCUCUUCCGUGAUCGCUACCGCCAGCGCCGUUCCGGCUGCUACCUGACUUCUUCCCAUCCCGUACGUCGCUCACUUCCUUAUAGGUUCUCGACUCUCGUAUUCCGUUACCUGCUCGUUGGUCGCAGCUAAACAGCUCUUUUUUUCUCCGAGACAAUAUCGGCCAUCGCCGCGUUUGCUCCAUUCUAGCGGAGAUCCUAUGCGCUAUUUUUUUACGAUCACAAUUUACAGUACGAAGAUGUCGUAGUAUGCAAUUCUCUCGGUAAAAUCGACUAGACUGCGAUGAUUCUCUUUCCCAUCUUCUUGCGUCAAAGUCUCGUUUUCGCUCUCUUAAUGCCACCGUUUAUUUCUCGCGGUUGUGUUAAAAAAUGGCUGUGAAAUGGAACUAAAUCAAAUAUCAUCGUUACGGAACGUUACGUUCUCUUUGCAUAGAUUAUUAUUACCAAAUGCUAAAAAUUACCAGCUUGAUCAACUGAAAUCGCAGGAAACGACGCAACCUCCGACGUCUGCCACUUUUGCAAUCAAAGCAGGUAGUAUUUUUAUUACGCGACACCUAUUGUAUCGAACGAUGUAAUAUAUAUAUUAUUACAAAUCAAAUUGAUAUAUACCUAUAUAUUUUUCCUAUCCGAUACACCUCGAGAUUAAAAUAUACGUGUAUGCGUGAAAUGCAGCCCUUUGAGCGGUACGAUAACUACAGCUUACUCAUAUAUCCUAUACAAAGCAGCUGGAUGGAACGUCGGCUCUGACAAAUUAUAAGCGUUAUAUGAUUGAACGUUUACAUCGAUCGAGAAGUAGCUUAGACGAGAGCGAUGAAAAAUAUAUAUUAUUAUUAUUAUUAUUAUUAUUAUUAUAUUGUAUACUCAGAUAAUAUAUAUAUGACAUAAAUACGCAGAGAUUAUUGCGAGGUAUAAAACGAGUCGCGGCAAGCGAGAGCCGUGACGAAAUAUGUAUUAAAUUUUUUCAAUCGCAGUUACAUCGUACGAUGUCUAUUGUAAUAGACGAGAUACAUAGUGAGAAAAGCUAGAAAUAUUUUCGUACCUUUUAUUGACUACACACCUCGUACCUAUUCGAUAUUGAAAAUGGAUUUUUCCGUAAUACCUAUAAUAUCUAUAGGUCUGAUAUUUGAGAAUAUCUCUCGUGCAGUGCAAAUUUCUUACACUGUUAAAAAGUACGAAAAUAUGUUUGGCAACGUUUUAUUCUUAGCUAUGUUAAGUUGAUUCCGCACGGGACUGUAACGCGGAUCUUACCUUAUGCCAAAUCCCAUAUACCCGAGGAAAAAAAAUUUAAUGAGACUGUUUGUUUUAUCGACUUAUUAUUACGCGGUAUACGUGUUACGGGGAUUCAAACGACGAUUACGAGAAAAAAUAUAAAAAAGUAUUAUAUGUAUGACAUGGAAGAUCACGACUCAUCCGUGACUACGUUGUAUUUGUAUAAUAUACAUAGAUGAAAUAACCGCUGCUAAAAUGUACAUUGAGGAAAAAGUUUAACUUUCCCAUAAAAUAUAAUAUAACAGAGUCGCACACGUGAAUAUUUAUAUACAUAGUGUCGCUACCGCUUUUUAGUGCGCCGUCGAAUAAAAUAAAAAUUAACAUCAUCCAGAAAAGCUAAAACGAUUUUUUCAACACAUUUUUGUAUGGAAACUUUUGAUUCUGUAUAUAGGUGUAUAACGUGUAUAUCUCUGAAAAUAUAUAUAUACCAUUAACUUGAUUCGAAGCACGUAGAGUAAUGAUUCCCUUUGUCGACUGCAACGACGAAUAAACUUUUUCCUUGACGUGCAGCACAUUUUUUUGGUACCGAUCAAUACUGGCGUAUGGCUCCUGUUAUCUCGUUGUUGUGACGAGAGACAUAAUCGGAUCUCUCGUAUAUUGGUUAAAGAAAAUCAUCUUACAUGUGUAAUACAAAAAGUUGAAAAAAUAUAAGCCAAAUUAAUAAUAACGAUCGCCACAUUUUAUUGUAUAAAGUACACAUGCACAACUGAAACCGAUUAAACCGAUUCGGCAUUUGAAUGUUUAUAAAGAAUAUUCAGCUGUUCAUUAGCGCGACAAAAGUAAAACUAAUGAUCUUACCGUUGCCAAAGGCGAGUUUAAAAACCCGUGCCUAUGAGAAUUCGAAUUUUCAAAGCGUAAAUAAAAGAAGGAAAAAUAUACUAUCAUAUUAUUGAAUUGCAUAAAAUGUUCACGCUGUGAAAUGCGUGCCACGUUUUUCCUGCCAAACAGAGAUCGUUAAUCAAUUGCACAGCAGUUUCACUACCAUUUAACGAUAAUGUUUAAAUAAUAAAGUACACGUAAGUAAAAAAUUAACUAAUUAAAAACAAAGUAAAAGUAUUUUUAAAAAGAAAAUCAAGUACUUAAACCAGACGACACUUUUAAAAAAUAUAUAACGAAUUUAUUUCAAGUAAAUUAUUAUUAUUUUUAUCACUCGCUCGAACGUUGUGUCGAACAUUCUCAGCCACAUAUGUGCUAAUAGGCGUCCGAAAUACAAAUAUAAUUAGAAUCAGAACAGGAUUAACGAAAUUCGCUGUGGAGGUGCCGAGGCUUGAAAUUCGAAUUUAAGGGUGCGCGGGAAAUUAAAGCAAAACAUAAUUAUAUCGAUUAUGGAAACUUCGAGUCGAGUCUUUUUUUUUAUAUGUGCAGCGAAUAAGCUGCGAAGUAGAUGUAAGUUAUGUAAUCGUCUAAGAUGACGAUAUUCCAUGUAAAUCAAAAAAUAGACGUUUAACAAGCGUGUUUGCAUAUCAAGCGAUUCAGGUAAAAUGCAAACCAUACCUUGAGAAAUUAAUAAUAACGAAACAUGUUAAAACCGGAGAAGCGCAAAAAAAAGAAAAAAAGCGCUUUCCUGUUCAUUUUUGCUUAAAGCGACUUUACAGCUCCGCAUUUAACGAUGAAGAAGAUACUAUUCAGGACAGAGAAUGAUUUUCACUGUUAGCAAGUAAGAUUUUACUAUAGGGUGUAUUCCUACGCCCCAAAGUUCUUUCAUGCACACGUUCAUGUUUGCUUUUUUAGUGGAAUUCGUGAACAUUUUUUAAAAUUACCAUUUUGUAAAUGUAUAAGUACACAUUACUUUUUCAUUAUAUUUUAUAAAACUUGAACAUUUCAACUUUAUUAUUAAAUUGUUUGCAAAUAAUGCGUUAAUAAGGUAAAGUAAGCCAAAAGAUUAAUUGAACUGCAUAAUCCAUACACUGAUUUUCUGAACUUUUUGACAAAAGCAAAUUCAGUGUAGAUGUAUAUUUGUAGCGUCGUUGAAAACCUUACUGUGAAAUAAAAAUGCACUGUUCCAGCGAACAAAUUAAAAUUGUAAAGCAACGUUGAAUGAGAACAUGUUAACUGUAUUUCACGAAAUAAUAAAUAUUCACUUAUUUUAUAAC